AUGCAGGCGCUGUUCCUCUACCGUAGCGGUCCACUUCUUAAGAACGUAAUCUUAUUCAAGACGCCCUUGCCUGUGGGCUACGUGGUGAAUGGAGACUACGGGCAAGACUGUACGCCUCUUGGUCCAGGCGAUGCUGUGAAUCCUCUCGAAAGCCUCGCAUACUGCGAGGAUGAAGCUUGGUGGGAGCACAACGACGCGGCGGGAAAACCUUCGUCGCGUCUCCUUCUGCUCAGCUGCGACCCCAACCGAAAGUCAUGGAACACAGUGAUGGGCCCUCUGCGCGACCCAAGCCCUAAAGGUGCUCUCUGGGUCCACAAGCCAUCCAAGAAGGGGGAACCCGAAGGGAAACCACAGCGUAUCACCCUCAAGGGAUAUCCAGAAAACCACGACUUCCACCCGCUCGGUCUUGAGGCAUGGCCGUCGUACGGUGGCAAUGCGUCCAACCUCUACGUUGUCAACCACGCUAGAGAGCGUACCACCAUCGAGCAAUUCACUAUUCACCCCUCCGAUCCCACGGUUGCGACGCACAUCCGCACGCUCUCCUCUCCUUAUUUCGUCGCACCUAACGCCCUCGCACUCACUUCGCCCGACUCGUUUUACGUAUCCAAUGACCAUCUAAUCACCCGCAGGUGGCCCAUCAUCGGCCACGUCGUCCCCGUCCUCGAGAGCGUCCUCGGCCUCCCUCUCGCAUUCGUCUCUCACGUCACUCUCAACCCACCCAACAGCGGGGAAAGCGCAAUCGCAAAGCACGAAUUUGCAGCCAACUUCAUCCCUUUCCCAAACGGCGUCUCCAUCUCCUCAGACGGCAAGACAGUCGCAAUUGCCAGCACCUCUCUGGCCCAAAUCUGGUUCUAUGACAGAGAUCCUGCAACCAACGCUCUGACAAAGACGUCCAAGGUCGUCACGCUGCCGUUCUGCGGCGAUAAUAUCCGCUUCACACCUUCACUGGACAACCCAGAUGGCCCCGAGGAGCUUUUGGUCGCAGGUCAUCCCCAUUUCCCAUCGCUGGUUCAACUCGCAAAGGGGUUGCCGGCUCAUUCUGGCAGUUGGGUAGUCUCUGUGGUACCCAAAUCUAACCCUGAGCAAUCGUUCGAGAAGAAUGGAAAGAAGUUUGACGGUGAAGCGUCUGUGUCGACCAGUGAUUAUGUUUCAGAUGGGCCCACAUGGAGUUUGAAGACAUUGUUCCAAAGUGACGGGUCUCCUGGAGGCGUCUUGUCUUCUUCUACCGGUUUGAGAGACCCAGAAACCGGAAAGCUGUAUGUUACUGGUCUCUAUCACCCUGACGGCGCAGUGGUGUGUACUCCAAGGAAGUAG
This is a messenger RNA of Coprinopsis cinerea okayama7#130, 1314 nucleotides long. Its product is annotated as arylesterase. Bases 1 to 1314 code for a protein of 437 amino acids. The record is from RefSeq and is a predicted model, not a curated record. Lineage: Eukaryota; Fungi; Basidiomycota; Agaricomycetes; Agaricales; Psathyrellaceae. The transcript has a single exon.